Molecule: messenger RNA, 249 nt
Organism: Chilo suppressalis (striped riceborer)
Lineage: Eukaryota; Metazoa; Arthropoda; Insecta; Lepidoptera; Crambidae
Source: the annotation of a GenBank genome assembly
AUGAAUAGUAUUGGCGAAGAAUGUACCGAAUUAAAGAAAAAAUACGAUGAUUGCUUCAACACUUGGUUUUCUGAAAAAUUUUUGAAGGGCUAUAAUGAUGAUUCCGUAUGUUCUGGAAUUUUUAGAGUUUAUCAAGAGUGCGUUAAGAAUGCCAUGAAGCAACAAAAUAUUGAUUUCAAAGAAAUAGAUAAAGAUAUACUUGGCACUGAUAAUGAGAAUAAGGCACCACCUUCAGAUAAUAAUAGUUGA